Molecule: messenger RNA, 1095 nt
Organism: Sinocyclocheilus rhinocerous
Lineage: Eukaryota; Metazoa; Chordata; Actinopteri; Cypriniformes; Cyprinidae
Gene: drd1a
Product: dopamine receptor D1a
Exons: 2
Coding region: 46-1095 (349 amino acids)
Biological process (GO): positive regulation of MAPK cascade; G protein-coupled dopamine receptor signaling pathway; adenylate cyclase-activating adrenergic receptor signaling pathway
Cellular component (GO): plasma membrane
Molecular function (GO): G protein-coupled receptor activity; dopamine neurotransmitter receptor activity, coupled via Gs
Source: RefSeq, a predicted model, not a curated record
UAAGAUGAAGUGUUUGAUCACUUUCAUGAUGCAGUGAGAUAUUAGAUGCACAGGAUAAUGGCAGUGAUGGAUUUGAACUUGACGACGGUCAUUGACAGCGGCUUCAUGGAAAGCGACCGCUCCACGCGGGUUCUGACCGGUUGCUUUCUGUCCGUUCUAAUCCUCUCCACUUUACUCGGGAACACACUGGUUUGUGCAGCUGUCACAAAGUUUCGCCACCUGCGCUCUAAAGUCACAAACUUUUUUGUCAUCUCGCUGGCGGUGUCAGACCUGCUGGUGGCCAUUCUGGUCAUGCCCUGGAAGGCUGUGACAGAGGUUGCAGGCUUCUGGCCCUUUGGUGCGUUUUGUGACAUUUGGGUGGCUUUCGAUAUCAUGUGCUCCACGGCGUCUAUCCUGAACCUGUGCGUUAUUAGCGUGGACCGAUACUGGGCCAUUUCUAGCCCGUUCCGCUAUGAGAGGAAGAUGACUCCCAGGGUGGCCUUUGUGAUGAUCAGCGGGGCUUGGACCCUGUCCGUGCUCAUCUCCUUCAUCCCGGUGCAGCUCAAAUGGCACAAGGCUCAGCCGAUGAGCUUCCCGGAGGUCAACGCGUCUCACAGGGCUCUGCUGACGGACAACUGCGACUCCAGUCUCAACCGAACGUACGCCAUUUCGUCCUCGCUCAUCAGCUUCUACAUUCCCGUCGCCAUCAUGAUUGUAACAUACACUCAGAUUUACCGGAUCGCCCAGAAGCAGAUCCGACUCAUCUCGGCUCUGGAAAGGGCCGCGGAGAACGCCAAGAUCCGCCACGACAGCAUGGGCAGCAGCUCCAACGUGGACACGGAGAGCUCCUUCAAACUGUCCUUCAAAAGGGAGACGAAAGUCUUAAAAACGCUGUCUGUUAUAAUGGGGGUUUUCGUGUGCUGCUGGUUGCCCUUCUUCAUCCUGAACUGCAUGGUGCCGUUUUGUAAGCGCACGUCGGCCGGUCUCCCCUGCAUCAGUCCAACAACGUUUGAUGUUUUUGUCUGGUUCGGAUGGGCCAAUUCGUCUCUCAACCCCAUCAUAUACGCCUUCAAUGCCGACUUUCGCCGAGCUUUUGCCAUCCUUUUGGGAUGUUGA